AUGUCCUCCCGAGCAUCCUCCAUCCGCCAAGUCCCUAUCGUCAACAACCAGAUCUCCCUCGUCGACCAGGAAAGACAGCGAGAACGAGCAGACAAUGAACUCACAAGCGGCAGCGAACCUCCCACCGCCCCCUCCACCCCUGGCCCCUCGCCAUUGACGAAGCGUCUGACCUCCAACUCCAUCCAACUCCAACAAUCCCUCAAGCGCGAAUGGACCAGACGGAAAUACGCCAAGUACGACCGCGGCCGCUACAAAAUCAACGAGGAAGACACCGCCACUACCACCACCGCCGAAGACGACGAUGACGCCCCCGACCCUCCCGAAGACGCCGCGGCCUCCAUCGGCGAACCGGCCUCCAUCGGCGAACCGGCCACCGCGCAACAGACAUCCUACCUCGAGCGCGGCCGCGCGAAAGCCAAAACCCUCCUCAAACGCAAACGCACCCUCGGCGCCGGCAUCCACGCCCAAGAUCAAGUCAUCGACAUUCUCUACGAGAACCAGCGCGGCUUCUUUCUCUUCGGCCUGCCGCGCUACAGCGCCUCCACUUUACUACCAUCCGACCCCAAACCAUGGCAGAACGCGCAGUUUCGCACUUCGCCUGUCGAUAUCCGCAACGCGCAGGUGCCGGAUCCGAGCUGGGAGUGGGCGUGGAAGAGCUGGAGACGGUGGUUGCGGUUGAGAAGACGGAAGACGGUGGUGCAUCGGACGCGGGAGAAGGGGCAUGAGAUGACGUCGGAGUAUUUUACGAUUCAUCCGAAGACGUUGAGGGCAGGGCCGCAGGACGAUUUGACGAAGAUGGGGGAAGCGGAGUUGGCGAGGAUGCUACGGGAGAAGGAGGAAGAGGUCAUGGAUGUGGAGAAGAUGGAGAUUGCGGAUAUUGGGUCGUUGACUUCAGCUUUGAAGCACGCGGCUGUUGAUCGCGAGAAGCUUGUCGCGGUGCGUAAAUUCGUGAAAGAAGGCGGCGAUGAGUUGUUCUACCUAUCCGACCGCAUGCCGGAGAUUAUGAGCCUGUUCGUCUUCCAGUCUUCCCGGCGACAACUUCUCACGGAGCUGCUACAGCGCUACGACGAGACGAGCAAGCGGAAGCAGAGUCUCACCUCUCAUUCUCACGACAACGAAUCGACGCAAAAGGACCACGUCAGAGCAACGCGCCGAGCUGAGAACCUGAUGAAAGCCGUUCAAGCUGCGGACGAGCAAGUCAAGAAGCUCGAAUACUGGAGCGAUAUCAAAGGCAUGUCUCAGCGCGGCGACACCUUAUCAGACAGCGAAGGCGGCCACUGGGACGGCGACAAAUGGCAGGGUUUGCCUAGCCCAACCAGCACGCAAGACCAUCCUCACGGCUCGUUUGCUAGCAAACAAGCGGCCAGCGAUGGAAUGCACACCCUCCACUCCCACCCGGAGCACGAAAGCGAGGAUGAAGUCCGACAGAUGAAAGCGAGAGAGAACUCCCUCUUCUACGACGCCAAAACCCAGACGACAAAGGACAGCAGCGAAGAUACCCAAGGCGCUUACUCCACUGCCGCCGAAUCUGCUUCCCAAAUCAGCCGCCCGCGCAGCAUCGCCAAAGGCAAGGCGCCAGCCCGAAACCGCACAAAUCUCGACGGCGUUCUCGAGUCGUCCGACACGGAGCAAGUCGACGCCUCCGCGCAGACCGAAGACGAAGAACUCGAUCCCGAAUCCGGCCUCCCUUUCAUGACUCCUCCCGAGAGAGCGAUGAGCGCCGCGUCCGCUGCGCCGAAAACGCCUGGUGGUGGGAAGGGUUUGGGACGGAAACAGAGUGUGCAGAUGGUUGAGCCGGAGCCGGUGCUUGAGGUGGACGAUCUGCCCAGUCCGGCGAUUGGGCGGAGCUGA
Molecule: messenger RNA, 1851 nt
Organism: Saxophila tyrrhenica
Lineage: Eukaryota; Fungi; Ascomycota; Dothideomycetes; Mycosphaerellales; Extremaceae
Exons: 2
Coding region: 1-1851 (616 amino acids)
Source: RefSeq, a predicted model, not a curated record